UUCUGUGUUGAGGAGUUGCUAUGGCUGGUGCUACUGCAUUGGAGGCAGGCCAAGGUUCCCUACACAUUGGGGACACUGUUCUGUUCCUACUAAAGACUAAGGACUACUCUGGAUAUGUGUACUCUGAACUGUCAAGCACUCCUUACAAAUUUCUAACUGUUUACAAUCUAGAGGAUCAGCCUGAAAAUGAUCCUGCCUUUCCUAAUGUUGCUUUUGCUGCCUUUAAGAUAUUGGCACCAAACAAGUACAAGGCAAAGCAAUACCUGAGAGAAGUCCAACAGAUGACUAACAUUGAAGAAUAUGAGCUACUUAAUGCAAUUCGUGCUGCUCAAACAGAAGAGACUGAGAAUAGGCUAGAGCAACAGAGAAGGUUUGGUAACAAAGUUGUGUAUGGCGAUUUGAUUCAACUUCAGCACGUUGCUUCAAAGAUGUUUGUCAGAGUUUGUUCAGAAGCUUCAAAGACAGAAAGCAACAAUUUACUAGUCAGUCUAUCUGCUGAAAACUUUGAGGAGUGCAUUUUUAAGAUACUCCCACGCUACAAAGUUCGAUCAGAAGGAGAUGAGGUUAGAUUCAAUGAUCAGUUAAAGAUUGAAAGUGUCAAGAAUCUUGGACAGUUCCUCCAUUGUAGUGGACCAAGGCACACACUUGGUGCUGAUGACAAGUUCAAUGUCCUAGUAAACUGUUUUGAGCUAAAUCUAUCAGCUACAGAGUCAGCAUUGACUCUGAUACCACAUUACUGUCCUUCUGUUAAUAAACAUCCUGAUAAAGCAUUAAGAGCUGGUACUUGUGUGAGGUUGUUUCAUAAAGAGGAUGAGUGUUAUAUUGUUGCUGAAGGAUCUUUUGCUGGAAAAGACAAUGCUGUAGUUGAAGAUGUUCAUUGUCGAUUGAGAAAAGUUGACUCAAGGAAACAUGCUGCACCGUCAACAUCUUCCAACACUUACUGGCAGAUUGAGAAACAGGAAGACCCUAGAAGUGGUGAUGUCAUUGCUUGGAGAGAUAGAUGUAGACUCAAGCAUCUACCCACAAGAUGUUAUUUGGCUGUGAUAAAGGUUAACAGUCACUGGAAGGUAACUCUCAAAGACAGCACCAGUGAAGAUGAUUUGGAUACUAUCUUUAGUUUCUCUCCUCUUAUAGAGGAAGUUGAUGAAGUCUUGUUAGAGUCCUAUGCUCUCAUUAAGCAUCGUCUCAGUGGGCAGUGGCUUCACCUAGAAAAGAAAAGCCAUUAUCAGAGAACAGGGUUUGAUCCUACUGCUGUUGGUCUAGCUGGUCUACAAUGGGACUCAGCUGAACUAUUUGUGCUCACUACUAGUAAAGAUAAGGGGGAUUAUGACUCAUUCACAUUACAAGAGGUCACUGAAGAUUUAGUUGACAGGUUUAAUUAUGUUGCUGGUAUAGUUCCUGUCCUUACAGGAUACAUUAAACAGCUUCAUAAUAAAGGAGAGCUCAAGCAAAAGCAGGCAGUACGUGUGAGAGAUACACUUAGAGAUUUAAAGAAAUGGCUUGUUGCUGAUAAAGAGAGGAAUACCAAAAAUAAUCAAAAACUGCUAAGAAACUUGAGGGUUAUUGAGCAACUUGCUGAGAUUCUUAGUUUUGCUGAGGCUGAAGAAUAUAAAGAAUCAAAUCAUCAUGUUAACAUUUGUCGUGAGUGUUACAAUGUCAUAAGGAAAUUUCUUGAAGGAGAUAGCCGCAAGAAUGAAAACUAUCUUGCACAUUUCAUUGAAUUCUUUCAGACUCAUGUAAGGAAAGGCCUCAACGCAGAAGAAGUACUAGUUGAGAUUGUUCAAGACAAUAUUACCAUUGUGUCAAGGAUGGCAGACACACAGUUAGGACACAUGAUUGAACAGUUUGUAAAGACAGAGGAUCCAAGGUUUCUUGAUUUCUUAGGUUCACUUUGUGUGUGUAGCGAUAGACCUAUUCCAUCAACACAGAGUCGUUUGUUACAUGAACUGAUAGAGAGGCAUGGAAAUGAAAAGCUCCUAAGAACUAAACUAGACAAGGCUAAUGGGCAGAUUUAUUUUUACCAUCCUUCUGCACCUACGAAGCUUACUUCGCUCAAACAGCUUGGAACUAAUGAGAAUAGAAGAAACAGGGCCAGCAUUUAUGUACAGAAAGAUUUUAAAAACCAUUACUAUCUCCUUAAAUCACAACUAUACCUUCUGACAAGGUUAUGCCAAGGAAACAACAAAGAAGCUAUAAAUGCAUUGGUUUAUACUGAAGAGAAUCCUAACGGAUAUAUUAGCUUUGACGAAGCUCUCACUUGCGUUAAGGAUUGUGAUAUUGACACUGAUAUUAGAUCUCAUUACAUUGAACUGAUAUUGGUCAUGUUUGUUGAUUUUGGAGAGAACAGAUCAUUCCUGGAUAACCUGUGCUAUUCAUUUAUAUAUGAGGAACUUGUCCCAGUUCCUUAUUCAGAGUCUGGUGAUAGUCAAGUGAAAGCAUUAACUGGAGCAGAGAACAAACACUUUCCUGACAUUAAGGACUGGAUACUCACCACCAUAUCUGAUAACACUAGACUCCGUUGUGAGUCUGCAGAGAAUCCACUGCUAGAACUGGUACUAGAUGUAUUGGGACAUUUGGUUCGUUAUGGCUACUAUGAUGAUAUUGACGAUGUCGAUCAACUCUUGGGGCCACUCACUCAAAUGUUAGAUGGAAGAACAGAUAUACCAUCAGCUAGAAAAGUGUCUGAAGUACAAUUUAAGUCAUCAACUCGUAAGAAAGAUAAUCCUGAGAAUAGAGAUGUCUUUAGUGUUAAAAUCAAAGCAUUGGAAGUAAUGGAGCUGUUAUAUCGAUUCAAGUUUUAUGUUAAACUUCAAAAAUUCAUGCAUGAUUUUAAGAUGAUACAAAGCUCCUUAAAAAGGACCAGGAUAGGAGGUGUACUCAGUACUGAUCCACGCGACAUUCUUGCAAAGCUAGUGAAAAUAGAAGCAGAUGAGGAGAGUGGUCCUAAUGAGAAGUGCUACUCGCCUGAUAUAAUGAAUGUUGUUCAAGAACGUAUCAAGUUUUUGUGUGAUGGUAAUGUUAAAGGAGGAGGAUUUGCCCCUCCUUCCAGUGGUAGUGAUGACGAUUCAUUAGAAACGGUACUGUUGGAUCUAUCAGGAUAUGACUGCGAUGAGCUUGUAACCUCAUCGCUCGAUCUUUUGACUCAAAUGUAUUUCUUUGAAGAGGAACUAUUUAGCAAAGCACAGCAGAGCCAAUUGUUGACAUCAACAGAAUCACUGAAGGACUUUUUGACAGUUAAAGAUGACAUACUACCUAAACUGAGACAGCUACUACGCGUUGAUACUAACAGAUCAAACCAAGAGAAGAUCGUGUCACUUCUCAGACAGUUACAGUCAUUAUGUAUCCUCCCAAAUUCAGUUCUGCCAAACAAACAGAACCAGAUCAUGUUAGAUAACUUUGGUAUUGUAUCUGAUGUUAUGAGUUUCCUCCUUGAGAAAGGUGACAGUGGUAUUAUAGUAUUAGAUCAAGAUAUUGAACCAGCCACACCAGGAGGAACUCUUAUUUCAGUUGGUGAAGAAGUAUUUCAUAGUUGUUUCACUCUUUUGCAGCAUCUCUGUAUUGACAAUUUGAGUGUAAAGAAGAGGAUAUUUAAUAGACUUGAUGACUUGCUUGAAAUGAAAAUACCGGUUACAACAUUAUCGAGUUUGGCCGAUCUAAUCACUGAGGUUUUUACUGGUGGUCCAGAAUUAAUCCUGAAAGUGACUGAGUAUCAUGUUGAUAGGAUAUUUGAUAUUAUCAUUACUUGCGAUGAACCUACUGCCCAGGCUCAGUUCAUGGUUACACUAGAAGCUAUAGUUAAAAUAGAAGAGGUCGAUUUACCAGUUGGGCGAAACCAAGCAAUCAUCAUUAAGAAUUUUUGUCGAUUCCGCGACACGUUUUGUCCUGAUCUUUUAGGAAUCAGCAAAUCCAUGGAACAGUCUCGAAUGGAAAUAUUGAAUUCUAGUGCAGAGUCACCAGAUCCUAAACUGCAGCUGUUGCUCAAUGUGACUGACAUGCUAGCAGCUUGUGCUGAAGGAGAGAACCUCUUUGUUGAGUCUGUGUGUCAGAAUAUCUAUAGAGUUGAAGAGCUAGUCAAGAUUGUUAGCAGUCAUCUUGCUCACAUUCGUAAAAGGCCUUUUCUUCGUUACCUUAUAUGGGCUUACAUGAACACUGAAUCAGAUCAGGUCAAUUCAGAAGGACUUGAGUUGAGUCAUGGAGAGAUAAUGUGGAUUUAUCUGGAGCAUAUUGCUGACCUUCUUGACAAUGUGUCUAAAGUCCUCAGUGCUGCUUCAUCUGGUGAGAUUGAAAGCUUAAAGCAUGAGCUCCAGACAGCAAGACGUAGGAACUCAAUGUCUUCCUACUCUUCCACGCCAUCAGGAAUACAGUUAUUAAAACUAGGCUCUGUUAGAGUACCUGAUGUCACUGAUACUCAAGGUCAUCUUGUGCCUGGUCUGCUGGAGUAUCUAGCUGAUGGUGUUAUCCCAUUGCUGCACACUUUCUAUUCUCAUUUCUUUGAUCCUUCAACAACUUCCAAAGAAGAGCAGAGAGAAAACGAAUACAACAUUUCAGCAAAAAUUGCAAAAUGUCUAAUGUAUUUGAGUAAAGACCUGAUAGAAGUUUUCUGCAGUAACAAGAACUUGUACAUGUAUCAGGAAACCAUUACUGUAUUGAUGGGUCACAUUGAGAUAAGAGAGAGAGCUGAUGUCACUGAUGAACAAACAAAGUCUACAAGAGAAGCUAUUGAAGGAGCAGCACCAAAGACCAAAUCAAGCAGUCUUAAAAGACUUGGAAAGAUUGUCUCACAGACUGAUGAGGAAGUUUUGGAAGGAUAUAUGGAGCAAGAGAAACUUAAUGAGUUGUUUAACAGUUAUUCACGAAACUACCAUUGCUCCUACAUGGGACCUAACACAGCUAUUCAUCAGAUAGAAUCAACCAUACAAAAAAUUGAGUAUAGUGAUGAAGGUGAGGAGCUGCCCCUUGGCCCUUCUUUUCAAAGACUUGUAAAGCUUUAUCGAAUCAAUCCUUCUCAAACUUCAGACAAGCAGCAGCAUCCAGCCGAAAGACUAUUAAGACAAUUAGAGAUUUCAGUUAGCCGUACUGAUCAAUUAGGUGAAGCUGAGCAAAUCGAUCAGGACAAUUUGGAUUUACGUUGUCUACAAAUACUUAGAGCAUUAAUUCAUAACAGAAUCAAGUUUAUUGAUCCUGAGUUAAAGGACAGGGAUCCUUGUGAAUUUAGAGAGAAAUGUGAUCAGCACGUUGUUCCAGUUCAGAACUUUAUCCAAUCAUUCAAAAAUGCCAUAAGUCGUGUGGUUCCCUUACUAUCUCAUCCUAAUGAGAGCAUAUCUAGGGAAGCACUGGCACUGAUGAAGGCUCUUCUGUUCUCUGGUAAUGAAGAGGUACAGGAAGGACUGGCUGCUGAUAUGAAAGACUCAAGGGAAGAGAAACUGUUCUCUAAUUUGAAGGAAAGACUUGAAAUUGCUAGCCUCAAUUAUAGAGAAACUGUGGACUUGGAAGCUCAGUUAAGACGAAGACAGCAAUUUAAGAAGAAGUCAAUGCCUGGCCCUGUCUCUACUAAAUCUGCUGAGAAACUUGGUGGAGUUGAGACUAGUGUGACAUUUACUGUUGGUAAAGAAGUGAUGAUACCAAUGGAAGAAAUAGUAGAUGGAACCAGUGAAGAUGAAUCUCCUCUAAUAACAGUCAAAUCUCCAGGCAGAAAAUUGACUAAAGCAAUCUCUACUUCCUCAGAAUGCGGCAUUGGACCAGCAAAAGAGAUUGGUUUCAAUUUGUUAUCCAACAUAAUAAAACGGGAUGCACUGUGGACUAAUCUAGUACUAGAAGUUAUUGGUCUCAUGUGUGAUGGACAGAAUAGGACACUACAGGAUUACUUAAGAGAACAGCCUGAUAAUUUCAAAACUACUAAUGUAGUCGCUGAAGUUGUUGCUUUCCUUCACACAUUUACUGCUGACAUGUCCCGCAAUAAUUUUGAGCAGAUUGGUGCUAUACUCCAGUCAUUGGUUGAGAUGUGUGUCGGUAAUAUCAAAAACCAACAGAUUGCAUUUGAUAAGCUUGUACUGGACCCUCUCAACAGAAUACUCCAACUUCAGUUUAGGGGAUAUGACGUCAGUAAUGAUGAUGAAAAGAGUGAACGUCUAUUGCAUCUUGUUCAAGUUAAAGGGAGUGCUGUUGAGUUGCUUGAUGUCAUGCUGGAAGAAAUCAGCCCACAGACUGUUAGUGUUGCAAAGGGUAUUGGAUCAUCACUUGAUAUUGAAUCCUUGUUGUCUACUAUGGACAUGUUCUAUCAGUUGAAAUCCCAUCCGCUGGUCAGGAGGGAGCAGAUGGAUGAUGAUUGCGAGAGAGGACUCUAUAAAACCUACCAAGUCCUUGUUACUCUAAUAGACUAUAAAGCCAUUGAUAUAAAGAACAAGAAGCAGCUAAAAGAGAAAGCAGAGAAGAAAUGCAAGGAUGCUUUUAACAGUUGUCUAGAGUCCUCUCAUUCAAUUGAAAUCCACUAUGAAGAGGAGGGAGCUAAGCCAAUACUGGCUAGGAUACACUUUCCGUAUAAAGCUGAACUGAGAGAUGAAGUGACCGAAUUGGUCCGUUGGAACAUUAACAGAGACUCAAUGGAGGACAAGCAAAGAGCUUUAGUUGAUUUGAUGCCAGCACUGAAGAGAGAUGUACUCCAUCAAACAAAAUUAAAAGAUACAAAGAUUAUGAAGCCUUUCCUUGCUUUUCAUGCACUCAGGACUCGUUUACUGAUACUACUGACCAUCAUAUUGAACCUUUUUAUACUCUUUUUGUAUGCAGUGCCUGAUAGAGCUAAAGGGAAUAACAGGCCAUUCUUGCCUGAUUUCCCACUGUGGUUCACCAUUGUGUUCUACGUCCUUGGGGCAGGGCAUUUAUUGCUAGCACUUUGGAUUGUUGUGGAGUAUUUCAUCAUUAAUUGGCCUCACUUUAAGCUCCCUACAUUUGCCUAUAAUGCAAGGGCUAAGAUUGGUAAAGCUAUUCGUAAGGAUGCAGAUACAUAUACUGUCCCACGUAUGACUUGCAUUGACGUUGGUAUAUUUAGCAUAUCGACACUGUACAUGUUGCUGUUCCUCGUUUGCUCUAUUCUCUCUCUCGCCUUUAAAGGAUAUUUCUAUUGCUUUUGUCUCCUCUUCAUUAUUGUUCAUAAUGAUAUAUUGAAGAGGGUCCUUCGAGCUGUGACAAAGAAUGGUAUGUCACUCAUCUGGGUUGCUGUUCUUGGAGUCAUCGUCCUGUUCAUAUAUGCUGUCAUUUCUUUCGCGUUUCUUCAAAAUAAUUACGUUAGGACGGACGAUGCUGCACUCUACUGUGCCAACCUUGGUCAAUGCAUGUACUCUGUUCUAAGAUAUGGCUUAACUGAUAAUCUUGGACUGUUGAUUCCAUUUCAAAAUGAUGGAGAGGCUCCCGAGAAUUUUGAUACAAGAACUUUCACAGCUCGCUUGAUUUUUGAUCUCUCUUUCUUUAUCAUUGUAACGACCAUUGGACUCAACAUAGUCUUUGGUAUAAUUGUCGACACUUUCUCUGAGCUAAGGGAAGAAAGAAAUAAUAUUGAGACAGAGCAGAAGAGCAAGUGUUUUAUAUGUGAUCUUCCUAGCUAUGAUUUUGAGAGAAGAGCUAAAGGUUUUUCUGAUCAUGUAAAGCACGAUCAUAACAUGUGGAAGUAUGUCUAUUACUCGUUGUAUCUUGAUAGCAUUGAUACUGGUGAUCACAAUGCCAUUCAGAAAUAUGUCUAUGAACUGAUUGGCAAUAAUGAUACUGCAUUCUUUCCUCAAGAAGAAGCUCGUUGCCUGAUUGGUGAAGAAGAUACUACAGGAGAGAAGAUUGAUGAGUUGGAGCAGAAAGUAGAGAAGAUACUCCGCCACUUUAGGGAGAAGGAGCACAAGAAGAGUCUUAAUGUUAAGAGGCAGGAGCAGACUAGGUGGGAGCAGGAGGUUCUUCAUAAAACUCGAGACACUCGCCACAUUAGCUUUCUCUCACCUUCUCCAUCUAUUUCUUUUGAUAAACAAUAACAAGCUAAAAGUAGUGAACUGUCAGUAGUUAGCAAAUUUUAUGUAAACAAAAUUAUAUUUUCAAUAGGCAGAUUUUUUACCAAUGUUUUUAUUUUAUGAUACAUCCAGCAGAUUUGCUCACCUUAUUAAUAA
Molecule: messenger RNA, 8141 nt
Organism: Amphimedon queenslandica
Lineage: Eukaryota; Metazoa; Porifera; Demospongiae; Haplosclerida; Niphatidae
Exons: 69
Coding region: 21-8009 (2662 amino acids)
Biological process (GO): calcium ion transmembrane transport
Cellular component (GO): membrane
Molecular function (GO): calcium channel activity
Source: RefSeq, a predicted model, not a curated record